Magallana angulata is the source of this 6007-nucleotide messenger RNA. RefSeq lists its product as uncharacterized. Lineage: Eukaryota; Metazoa; Mollusca; Bivalvia; Ostreida; Ostreidae. Bases 441 to 908 code for a protein of 155 amino acids. The record is from RefSeq and is a predicted model, not a curated record. The transcript has 6 exons.
GUGUGUAUUUACAUCUGCCUUUCAAAAAUGAAUCUAAUAUUAAACCAACCAGAUCUGCUUUGAUUGUGUUGAUAAAGCAUCCAAUAUCUGAUCUUCCUUAUAGCUGAACCGAAGGCUUUAGAAACUCAUGUGUAUAAAGUUGAGGGAUAUCAUUUUAGCAUGUUUAGAGGAUAUAAUGUGCGCAUAAUGAAACAGUGAGUGAUGGAAUUCAAUUUCUUUGGUGUUCGUUGUGUGUUUUUUCCUAGCUGUGUAUUCAUAUCCAACAGAGAGCCAUGUUAUUCAGAUAUUUACGCAGUAGUCAGUGAGGAUCUGUAUGAAGUUCAUUGAGGAGUUCCCCUCGCCUCUGUUGAUUGUGGAGAGAGUUACUCAAUCUUGUAGUGGAAACAUGACUGUAAUUUGCUAGGAUCCUGUGUAUGAAGACUCACCAAUGACUGAUCCCCAUGUGUCUGCAAAUGGGAUGUGGUAGGAGUAAACCGCACUUAAACCACAAAUCCAGCGAGGAAGGGGAAUCGACAGACAAAAAGAGCAAGCAGAAGAAGUCUCUUAAUAAGAAUGACAAGUGUGUCUGCAACCCAGGGAACAAAGUGGGUGACACAAAAGACAACAAUGAAGUAUCUAAGCCUGCCCCGAACAAACGGAAGGACUCGGGGAUGUUCAAGCUCCCACAGAAAGGUUCAGGGGCACUGUCCUCUAACGGGGUCCAGAAGGUGACACAGGGACAGGAUGGUAAGAAAUCCAAACUUGAUAAUGGUGUGCCAAAUAUAACUCAGCAAAAAGUCAGGGUAACAAAUAGCCAGCUGGACUUUUUCAGAAUGUUGGAUGAAAAAAUUGAGCAGGGCAGAGAUUAUGAAACAGAUGAAGAAUCUGAGAAAACAAAUGAAAAAGAAGAGCUUUCAAGUGAACAGUGAGUGAAUGUGUAGCCAUGUGUACUUGAUCAUCAUUUGGACGAAUGAGCAGGCACAUUAUUUCGAGAACACCAGAGAUUUCUUUUUGUUUUAUACACAGAAGUAUGUGGAUUUAUUUUAUUGGACAUGUUUAUACAUGAAAGACUCAAGUGUGUGUAAAUGGAUGAUUCAUGCAAAGGGGAUACUGAAAUGGAAUGUCGAACUCAAUUCCUGGCUACUUUAUUGAUGAGAAGCUGUGAGCUAAGGUGUCUCCCUUAUGUACUAUGAUUGAUGCAAAUAUUCCAAAAAGAAUGACCAUUAAGGCACCACAGACAAACCAAAAUCACAAUAUGAUAUCAAUUUUAAUUUGUUAGUUUAUCUCUAAAAACAGAGAAAAACUAAGUAAUAUGGAAACUGUAAUAGUCUUUAAGUACAUGCAGGUUGUCAUGGCUAGUCCAUGUUAAGUUUUCACACAUAUGGUUCAUUAUGUAAUUUUCACUACCUGUAAUAUUCAUAAGGUGUGAUGCACUGUCAUAUGCUAUGCAUAUAUUUGAAUGCAUAUACCUAUUUUAGCAAAUUUUUUUCCAACUUAUAAUACUGAUAUAUUUCUAGUUUUUAAUAAUAGUUGAACCAUCUGUCAGUAAAUUAUGUGCACUCAUUAACAAUUAAUCAUAAUGCAAAUAUUAUCACUUUUCUAACAAUUCAUACCGGUACAUUGAUUUGUCAUAAUAUUGUAUAUCAUAAUUCUGAAAGGGUAUUUUAUUGAAAAUAAGAUCAGUUAAUCAUAUGUGUAUUAAUUUUUCAAAGAUAUAUUUGGGGUCCUGCAUAAAAUAUUCAUAUAUGCUUUCUGUACGUGAUAUUUUGUCAUCAAGGACACCUAAUGUACUGACAUUAUAAACAUGUUAGUCCAAGUUGAUGUGCAUCUGCCGAUUCAUUGAGUGGACAAUAAGAGUUCAAGCCAGUACGUAGGAAUGUUACCUUGAUAUUAAGUGGAGCUCCAUGUAUCAUUUCAGUCAUAUUGUUUGAAAAAUUGUCAUCUGAUCCUGAUAUAACUUCAAAUUGUAAGGCUAGAUCAGUCUUUUGAGUCAAUUACUAGAUGGCAUGUCGAUUGCAUUUCUAUUCAGUAGGUCCAGUAGAGAAGGAUAUUGACUUCAUGGAAUUAUCAUAGAACAAUUAUACAGAUUUUCAAUAGAUUUAUUGAUCAAUAAAAUUGAAAGUUUUUUGUUAGAGACAGGAUAAAGGGGGUUAACUCUACAUUCUGUAUGUGCAAGCCAGGUUUCGUUUUCAAUACACCUAAUAAUCCUUGGUUGUUGGAAAAGGGCAUGAUAUAUGGUAGUGAAAAUUUUCUAUUUGACUUAAUACUCUUGCUUGAAUAUUAGAACAUGCACACUCUCUCUUACACUCAAAGUAAUAAUAUAGUGUUAAAGGCAUUCAUUCAACAUUGCUUUGAUUUGUGUUAAUAUUUAUGGACAAAUAACUUCACAAUGAUCUCAAACAUUCAUUCCCAUAUGUAAGAUGACAAUCUUAGUAGAUUAAUUUACCAAUAUUGAUAUUGUGUUUGCACAGCUAGCUACCUAAUUUUGCUCAUACUCUGUAGUUUUUAUAUGUCUGUAUUCAGCAAACAUUUUGAACCAUCCUCAGAAACCUAUGCCAGUUAGUGAUGGACCUCAGGUUUCUGAUGAUGAGUUUGGAAAAGAUUGCUCAAAAUUUGCUUAACAUGUGGUUUGGUACUGGUCAGCAUAGAUAAAGCAUGAAUAAAAGACCAACAGUUGAGGAAAUUACUAAUGCAAUUCUAGAUACAUCAUCCUUACAAUUGAAAAAUUAGUUUGUGUCAUCAAGGAGGAGCAUUACUGGUAGGACCUCAGCCUUCAUUGAUUAUAUGGCAUUGAAGUGAACACACUUUUUCUUCAGAUUAUUGAUACCCUCUGUGAUAGUCUUAAAGGAAUCAUUGUGUAUUCUGAAUCAAAGUUAAUCAAAGUAAAUUAGUUAAAACAGAUAUUCCUCAGUCUUAUAAGUGAAUUUUCAUAAUAAUGGAUACAGUAGGCAAAACUAUACUUUUAUUAUCUAAAUUCAUUUAAUAUAGUUGAAGUUAUUUUUUUUUUUUUUUUUACAAGGUGUGAUUAAUAUAUGGUUUACACCUAUAAACAGAUGUUUUAAAAAUUGAUGUACCUGGUAACAGAUAUCUGCAGUUCAUCUAUUGUCAUGAUUUUUAGUGUUUUUAUUUACUUUUGUAAAUGUUUGUGCAAUAUGUAUAUUAUAUUUAUUUUGAUUGAAAGACUUAGCAGAGUUUCAACCCAUGUCUUAAUUGAUACUUUUCCAAUGUGUUUUUCGAUAUCCAUGGCAUGCAAAGGAUUGACAAUUAUUGCAUAACUUUUCUCUUGGGAAUUUUCUCAGGCUUUUGAUUACUCCAAGUUGAUAGAUUCCCUAAAGUUUGUGUUUUAUGAACAGAAAAUUCUUAAACUCAAAAAUAAAUAUCUGGUGGUAUUCAUGAGAGUGAAGACUAAUCAAACACCAUAUUUUAUUCACUUUAGUUAAUUUCAUUGACUGCAAGAUUUUAAAUUUAUGUACUUGUAUUUUUUUAUGUUUCAUUCCAAUUGAUUUUAUCAUAAUUAUAUGCAAUAUAUUUAUAACACAUAUUAGGAAAAAAAAAACUACUCGUAAUGUCUUUUAGAGUUCAUAUUUUCUGUCUUACAAAUACUUGUAUGUCUCUUUUUGUAGAUUGAUAUUUGCUGCAUUCCAAAUUAAUUAUUUUUAAAAAUGGAACAUUUAUAUAUAUAUUAUAAUACUUCUACCUGUUUAGGUAACAGUUUUUUUGUCAAAUUGUAAAAAUUGAAAAUGUUUACCAUUGGCAGGAGAUACUGAUUGAUUGAUUGACUGAUUUUAGAGGGAUGGUAAACCUGGCAGUUGUCAUUCUGAUGGCAAUUUUUUUUUCAGACAAAUAUUAAAUCCUGAUAUUUUUCAUUUUGAUUGUCAAUCCUUCUGUAUACAAUCUCAAAUAUUGAAUUCUAAUGAUUCCACAGUAUGUUUUUAUGUUUCAUUUACUUAAUUUAGUUUAAGUUUAGUUUCAUUUAGUUAAGUUUACAUACACUGUUUAUUUACACCAAGAGUGUCAGCUUUUUCAUGUAGAUUUUAUAUUGAAGUUUUCUUAAAUUCUUAAAAACUUAUUUCACAGUCAAUUGUUUUAAAAGUAUUUUACAGUGCAUUGAUAAGGACUAUAUGUAAUAAGAGUCAAAUUUGGCCGCCAUAAAUCAACAAUAGUUCAAGUGAUACAGCAGUACCUUAAAUGUUUUUUUUUAUAGGAUGCAGAAGAGUUGAUUUAAGAUUUAAUUUUUUUAUCCAUUUAAAUUGUCUAAUUUAUUUUCACUCAUUGGUAGCAAAGGACAGGAAGGAAAGGAAACUUUGUUUUGCAAUUCAGUCAAAAUAAAACAAAAAAGUAUGCAUUUUUGAAAUUAUAAAUGUUGAAUGGUUAAUGCAGAGUGCAGCUUUGACAAACAAAAUUUUGGGGGAUUAAUAAAUCUUUUAUGAAAAUAUAUUACUUCUUAAACCCAUCGCUCAAUGGUUCCUGGAAGAAAAAAAAACUUGUUGAAAAUAAGCAGUCUUUAAAAAAAAAUUUGCAAUAAAGUUAACAUUUUAUGUCUUUUUUCCAAUUUGAGGGUAUUUGUAUUAAAUCAACAUUUUUGAAACAUAAGUAAAUCAAAGUUCAAAGCAAAGUAUUAAAUUCAUUUUAGGCUUUCAAUUUAGGCCCUUGUCAUAUAUAGAUCUCUGAUGAAGAUUCUGCAAGUUGUGGCCUUUCUUUGUAGUUAGUACAUGUACACUUUAUUCAUUUUAUUGGACAUGUCAAGGAUUCAAUGGCCCCUUCUUUUUUCUCAGAGAUUUGUAAUAAGUUUCCACGAUUACCAUGUUUACAAUCUAUUAUUGCUGGGUUUUAUUAUUUUUGAUUUGUAGUGUAUGAAUAUGUUGUUGUUUUGUUUGGUUCUUUUUUAAACUUUAUUUAAGUAAGUUGCAAUAGAAAUAAUGCUCAGUAAACUUGCUAAAUAGUCUUCAAGUGAAUUUGCAUUUAAUAUAAUUUAUAAAGUGAUAUGUAAUUGUAUUUGCUAAUUGAAGUAUACAGUGCAAUUCAUAGCAUAGCUGUGUGGGUUUUGUAUUUCGUUUUGACAUGGAUUUUGCAUUUGUUAUUCAAUUACACUGCAAAAUAUACCAUAUUUACAAACAACAAUGGUUCAUGGAAAAUGACAUUACCGGUAUAUAACAUGAUUUAUUACUACAUAGCUUCAUGUUCAAUUAAUUUUUAACCAAAUUACAUUUAUAUACCUUUUUAUUUAAAAUCAUUUGAAUAAAAUAAGAACCAUUUAAAUUUUAAAGCAGUAAGAGCUGCAAUUGAAAGAAUUUGAAAAACUGACACUUGAGUAAUCUUUGAAUACUGUAGAUUCCAUAAUAUAUAUGAGUACUUAAUUCCGCGAUUCAAUCGUUUUAGCAUCAAAUCGUGAGAAUAUAAAAUCGUGAAUGCCAAAUUUUUAUCAUAGUUUCAUUUACUUUACAUCUGUCUAAAAUAUUAAAGCACAAGAUAUGCUUCUUGCAAUUUUCCAGGGAUAAUAAUUCCUGGCAUAUAAUUAGGAAUCUACAGUAUAUUUUUCUCUGUUCUAAUAUUCCCACAGAUUAGGUGUGUAAACUGCAGGAUAAAUGUUUGUUAGGGAUUGCAACAGUUUUUACUGGAUCCUGCAAACAUGACUCUAAAGAUAGAGAAAAAAUUGACUACUUUUUUCUUCUUUUUUUUUUAAUCUUUCAGUUGAUUGUAGCCUAAAUCAAAAGUGAUGUGCUCUCUAGUGUAUAAUUGACACAGACACACAUAAACACACACCAAAAUCUCUCUAAAUCUCUCUCUCUCUCACACACACACAGGUUAACUUGAUGUGCCAUUGUCUGUGAGGGUAGGCUUGAUGUGAAUGACUAGUUCAUACUAUGACAUUUUUUUAUACUGUAAUUAUUUUGUUGUCUGCCAAAGAUGGGUUGUCUGUGAUCUUAGAGUUUCUAUUAUUUUUCAGAUGUCUUUCUCCAUUUCUUUUUGUUAUAAUUGCUUGUUUUCAUAUGUAUAGCAGAAAUAAACUGUUUCAUAAAUGGAGGAA